Saccharomyces paradoxus is the source of this 1371-nucleotide messenger RNA. RefSeq names its product She9p (gene SHE9). The transcript has a single exon. Gene Ontology annotation, biological process: inner mitochondrial membrane organization. Gene Ontology annotation, cellular component: mitochondrial inner membrane. Lineage: Eukaryota; Fungi; Ascomycota; Saccharomycetes; Saccharomycetales; Saccharomycetaceae. The coding region runs from base 1 to 1371 and encodes 456 amino acids. The record is from RefSeq and is a predicted model, not a curated record.
AUGUUGAGACACUAUGGGGCGACAAGAAAUCUACCCUUAGUAUUUAGCAUUAACAGGUUUAUGUUGAGGCCGUCAUCGUUCGCCAGGCCAUUUCAUUACAGUUCACAUCCUCUACAGAGUGGUGAGACUCCCGAUAAAAGCAGCACUAAUAGGAGUGGAAUGCGAGCAUCUGAGGACACUGUUUGGAAAAGAAAUAUAGAACCUCAAUGGCAGAACUUGAAAAGGAAAUUCAAUGAUUUGUAUUCUAGAUUUAACUUCCACCGAGAUCAAUUAUCCUACCAGGUUAAUAAAGCAAAAAAAUCAAUUCAGGAGGCAAAUAGGAAGCUAUCCGAGCAAGAGAACGAAAUUAACGAUUCCCGUUUAAACUAUAAUAAAGAUGAAUUGACAAGUGCGAAAAUCGAAGGAUUGCCCUCCGAAAGAGAACAGCAUAGAAAGAAAUGGUCUAGAAAGUUAGAAUUUUAUUUUGACUCUUUACAAGAGACGUUAUUUACUGCCACACGUGCUCUAAAUGAUGUGACCGGUUAUUCUGGAAUUCAAAAACUAAAAUCUAGCAUCAGUCUGAUGGAAAAGAAAUUAGAAGCUACAAAGAAAGAGCACAAACUGUACAAGGCUCAGUACGCCAACGCCAUUGAUGAACGUGCUCAAUCUCAAAGAGAAGUUAACGAAUUAUUGCAAAGGCAAAGCGCGUGGUCUUCGAGCGAUUUAGAAAGAUUUACCCAACUAUACAAAAAUGACGCCUUGAAUGCUAAGCAAGAGCAAGAAUUAAAAAACAAGGUUAAGGAAAUUGAAAGCAAAGAAGAACAACUAAACGAUGACUUAUAUAGAGCAAUUUUGACCAGAUACCAUGAGGAACAAAUAUGGUCAGACAAAAUUAGAAGAACAUCCACCUGGGGUACAUUCAUCUUAAUGGGUAUGAAUAUAUUCCUGUUUGUCGUCUUACAGUUACUUUUGGAACCUUGGAAAAGGAAAAGAUUAGUAGGAUCGUUUGAAGAUAAAGUCAAAAGCGCUCUCAACGAGUAUGCUAAGGAGCAGAAUAUGAAAAUGGAUAAAUUGUUACCUGGAAGAUCAUCCGAAAUAACAGAUCAAGGUAAUACGGAAAACUCAGUCGUUGAAGAGCCCAUGGAACAGAAAAGUGAGAGUAAAAUUAAUACGAUGAAGGCUGACGGGGCUGAAGUUGCAACGGUUGAGACCACCACAACAGGAAUAAGAUCCUUCAGAGACAUUUGGGACCGGAUAAAGACACUUUUUAUUGCACUAAGAAGCAUAAAAUUUAGGAAGCUUGACGCUCCCCUGGUCGCUAACACCUUAGAGUUCUAUUUAUACUCAAUUUCCUUAGUGAGUAUGACAAUCUUGAUAUCCGGGCUGAUAUGA